CAAUUAUCGAACCUUCCUGAACCAACGCUACCUUCCAUUGUCUCGGGAAUUUCUCUAACCAUACAUAGUUCGAUCAGUCUCAGUUGUGUAUCUAAAACGGACAUCCAAUACCCAGCCGACGACGAUUCCCGCCGUUCUGACAUUAUGCCGGUAGUUUACUCGAAACUAGACGCAUUACCACUGCCCUUCCUCUAUCUUCUAGAGGUCCUUAAGCACUUGGAUCGGACUGGGUGGAAGAGAUGGCUUGACCGGCCUGAGAGUGUAGCCGCUUAUAUGUAUCGGCUGGAAUUUCUGGUGAUGUUCGCGCCAACAGGCGUCGAUAAGGAAAGGUGUAGGUGGAUAGCAUUUUGUUACGACAUUGUAGAGUCGUUUGCUGGAGACAUCCUAACGUAUGCUCCUGUUUCUAAAGCUGAGAAGUAUAAACUCGAAGACUUUGGCAUCCGAUAUAUCGAGAGCUUGUUACAACUGGUUGACCCAAAGCUUGGUGCAAAUAUCCGGGCUGUAUGGGAAGAGUACGAAAAUGGCAACACUCCUAAAGCGACACCAGAAGGCAGAUGGGUACGAGAGAUGGAUAAAUUUGAGUGUAUGAUAUAGGUAUAUGAGUACGAGCAAAGUAUAUACGGAGAGCAGAACUCGGAGGAAUUUCAAGGACAGACAAAAUAUAUCCAUUCUUAGGAAGGAAAGGACAUGUUAGAGCUGUUGCAGCAAGAGAGACAGGCUUACUUCCAAAAGCGAAGCCAGCGAACUCCUGUUAUCUUCGUCAAAGGUACAUUUGGUGUUGACACGAAGACUCAAUGCGACCUUUUAUGCAAGGGAUUUGAUUUUCAGCACAUAUCC
This is a messenger RNA of Hyaloscypha bicolor E, 837 nucleotides long. RefSeq lists its product as uncharacterized. Gene Ontology annotation, cellular component: cytoplasm. The coding region runs from base 145 to 594 and encodes 149 amino acids. The record is from RefSeq and is a predicted model, not a curated record. The transcript is spliced from 4 exons. Gene Ontology annotation, molecular function: 5'-deoxynucleotidase activity. NCBI's taxonomy places the organism in Eukaryota, Fungi, Ascomycota, Leotiomycetes, Helotiales, Hyaloscyphaceae.